AUGCCUCCCAAGUGUGAUUCCACAUCGGCCAUCUACGGUCUAGUGCUUCUGGCCUCAACCAUAUCCCUAGUCCUCGGAGCACUCUCCUGGGCGCGCACGACAGCCCUCCACCUCCCCCUUCCAACAUGGAUUCCCGCAACAACAACGCUCAUCACCCCCCUCGCACUCAUCGCCAUCUUAAGCUACCGCCUCUUCGUUAACAACACAUCACAAACCCAAACCAACCGGCUACGAUUCACCUUGCCGGCUCCGCUCCUCUCGCACAUCCAUACAAUCCUCCUCACAACGCUCGGCACCCUUGUUCUCUCCUACCUUUUCCCCGCCGACAUCCUAUCAUGCCACCUCGAGAACCAAUGGCAGACGUUCUUCGCACAGAAAGACGCACACGCAAUUCGCGCAAUCCAAGACCGGUUCCAGUGCUGCGGGCUACGGAGCAUCCAUGAUCGCGCGUGGCCGUUCAAGGAUCGGACGCAUGGGGAUAAUGCAUGUGAGCUGCAGAUGGGGUAUAGACGCGCUUGCGUUGAGCCGUGGACUGCGUCGCAGAGGAGUGUCUCGUGGAUGGCUUUUGCGGCUGUUUUGGGAGGCUUGAUUGUCAAGAUUGCCUUCGCACAGCUUUCAGCUCGCAGGGCAAGCUGGAUGGACUCGCGUUUACACCAGGCGAAUGGGCGCAAUCCGCAGCGUCUUGCGGGGAAUGAGGAUGCUGAGAAUGAAGGCGAGGCUAGACGGACAUUGCUGCCGCAUUCUAGGUCUGGGCAGGAGAAUGUGUGGGAUGUCGAUUGA
Aspergillus mulundensis is the source of this 780-nucleotide messenger RNA. RefSeq lists its product as uncharacterized. NCBI's taxonomy places the organism in Eukaryota, Fungi, Ascomycota, Eurotiomycetes, Eurotiales, Aspergillaceae. The transcript has 4 exons. Gene Ontology annotation, cellular component: membrane. Bases 1 to 780 code for a protein of 259 amino acids. The record is from RefSeq and is a predicted model, not a curated record.